AUGACAAAACCUUUAGUCAUUUAUUAUAGUAAUAUUAAGUCUCAUUCUGGUGAAGUUGCUCAUAAACUUGCAUUAGCUGUACAUGGUGAUAUUUAUGAAGUUUCAUCUGAAUUAAAUCGUGAUGGAGUUAAGAAAUUUAGUAAAAUCCCUAUUAUAUAUGAUGCAAUAGACUUUACUCCUUAUGGACCUAUUUAUAUUGUUGGUGAAACAUCAGGAAGGUAUGUCAUAGGUCCAAUUCGUUCAUGGAUGGAACAGAAUAAGGCAGUCUUGACUGGGGGUGAAAAGGAGUUUGUUUAUUGUAUCUUUGGGAGAAAGCCACAACGUUCAAUUAAAAGUAUGAAAGCUAUUCUAGGAGAACCACGAGACAUAAUCAUGAUUGACAAGUUUGAAUAUCCAUUAGAUGUUCAAACUUUUCUUCAACCCUCUCUCCCUACAACUAAGAAAAACGAACGGUUUACAGUAAAAGUCAAACAUUUUAUUCAUUCUUAA
Molecule: messenger RNA, 489 nt
Organism: Entamoeba nuttalli P19
Lineage: Eukaryota; Evosea; Mastigamoebida; Endamoebidae
Exons: 2
Coding region: 1-489 (162 amino acids)
Source: RefSeq, a predicted model, not a curated record